GUAAACAAUGGGUGGGGCUUUUGAGAGAGACUUGGUAGGGCAAGAGCGGAGGCUUCCAAGUAGCGAGUGUUUGAAAGUGAGAAAAGCAGGUUGAUAUUACUUCAGUUCUACAAUGAACAGUGCCGUUACUGUCGAAAAAAUUAAUGAAUGGUUUUCAAUUGGCACACAGAUUUUUAGUGCCAAAAACGAGGAGGACGCAAAGGAAGGUUCUCUUGAGCAAAGCCUUACUGAAGAAGUUCAAAAUAAAAGUGAACCACCAGGAAACAAUGCUGAGAAUUUACAGCUUCAUCGGGAGAAGACUGUUGGCCCAAAUGAAGGUUCAGAUCUGAAGAAAUAUUUAAGUUUGCAGAAGUACAAAUACCCUGACUUGCCAAUAUCCAAGUACAGAGAGGAGCUUAUUUCACUCAUCGAAAGCAAUUCUGUUGUCAUCAUCCGGGGGAAUACUGGCAGUGGAAAGACCACACAGGUUCCUCAGUAUAUUUUGGACCACUACAGUGAAAAUAAUGUGCCCUGCAAUAUUGUUGUAACUCAGCCUCGAAAAAUAGGAGCCAGCAGUAUUGCCCGCUGGGUUGCUAAUGAACGCCACUGUGUCCUUGGAAGUAUGGUGGGCUAUCAGGUGGGUUUAGACAAAGUAGCCAGUGAAUACACCAGACUGCUCUAUGUGACAACUGGAGUUCUUCUACAGAAAAUCAUCUCUUCAAAGAGCUUGGUCGAGUUUUCUCAUAUUUUCAUAGAUGAAGUGCAUGAACGUUCAGAAGAUUUGGAUUUUCUGUUGCUGAUUGUGCGCAAAUUACUCCACUCAAAUUCUCGUUACGUUAAGGUUGUACUUAUGUCUGCUACCAUUAACUGCAAAGAAUUUGCAGAUUAUUUUGGAAAUCCUGUUCGGAGCCACAUGAACCCAGCCACCGUCUUUGAAGUGGAAGGCAUAUCUCAUGAGAUUGAGGAUUACUAUCUCGAUGAUCUGGAACAUCUAGUCUCAUAUAAUGGGAAUUUCUUGCAGUCUGAAGAACUUGCCAUAAGUAGGGCAAUGUACAGCCUUGCUGUAGACCUUAUUCAAAAGUUUGAUGACUUUGAAACAACAGAUCACAGUGCAUCUGAGGACGGGUUCUUUACAUUACCUAAUCGUGGCAGUGUUCUGGUGUUUUUGCCAGGAUUACAAGAAAUUAAUUUUAUGCAAGAUGCCCUAUCUAAACUUGUUAGGAAAAGGCUACAGGUGCAUCCUCUACAUUCCAGUGUCACUUUGGAAGAGCAGAAUGGAGUUUUUAUUAACCCAGUUCCAGGGUACAGGAAGGUAAUUCUGUCAACCAACAUUGCAGAAAGUUCAGUCACUGUCCCUGAUGUCAAAUAUGUGAUUGAUUUUUGUCUGGCUCGCCAAUUGGUUUCUGAUAAAGAAACAAACUAUCUGACUCUGCAGCUGGUAUGGGCAUCAAAAACCAACUGUAACCAGAGAAGAGGGCGUGCUGGCCGUGUUGCAAAAGGAUAUUGUUAUAGACUGGUGACAAAGGAAUUUUGGAGAGACCAAAUCCCAGAUCACGUCAUUCCAGAAAUUUUGCGCUGCCCACUGUCCAGCACGAUGUUAAAAGUGAAACUUCUGGACAUGGGAGAUCCCAGGGCUGUUUUAGGGUCAGCCCUGUCUCCUCCAAGUCUGGAUGACGUUGAGAAGACAGUCUUGCACCUUAAAACGAUUGGAGCUCUCUCUGUGAUAUGUAAGGGAGCAACAGAUAACCAGUAUGAUGGAGACUUAACAUUUUUGGGUCGUAUCCUGGCUCAUUUACCUGUUGAUCUGUACUUGGGGAAAAUGGUUGUUCUUGGACAUGUGUUUGGAUGCUUGGAAGAAUGCCUUAUUAUUGCUGCCGCUCUUUCAUUGAAGAACUUUUUUGCAAUGCCAUUCUUACAGCGCCUGGAUGGUUAUCGCAGCAAACUUACAUUUUCAGCUGGCAGUAAGAGUGACACUAUUGCUGUUGUAAAUGCUUUUAAAGCCUGGCGUACUUUACAGAAGAAUGGUGAAUUUCGAAAUCCAAAGGAUGAACUGGACUGGGGAAGGGCACAUUAUAUUCAAAUCAAGAGAAUAAAAGAGGUGGCAGAGUUGUUUGAAGAUCUAAAAGAGCGUGUGGCUCAGUUUAAUAUGCUUACUGAAGAUGACAAACUCAGUCUGAGCUAUGAGCAAACCAACAAGCAAAAGUUCAUAUUACAGGUUGUGAUUGCAGGAUCUUUUUACCCAAAUUAUUUUACUCUUACUGCCAUAGAUGAACAGUUGGCUGCCAAAGAAAUGUCUGGAUGCAACCCAGCCACCACAGUGAUGUUAAGAAAUAUUCCUCAGUAUGGAUUUUUAUAUUACAAGCAACUUCAGUCUUUAUUUAGGCAGUGUGGCCAAGUGAAAUCCAUCACGUAUGAACAUUCACGUGCAUAUGUGGAGUUCUAUCGAAACAGUGUCAAAUCCACAACUGCACACACAGAAGUGAGUCUGGCUCUAAGAAUGAGUCCGCUUCAUACUCAGCUGGAACUUUUUGUCCAUCCAAUAAAGGAAAUUGAUACUAAAGCAGAUGGGAGAGUCAUCUCUGGCAGGGUUAUAGCAGAUUUACAAAGUAAUAAUGUGUAUCCUGUAGCCAUCUUGGCUUCUGCCAGUGACUUACCUCAGUUGCCACCCAGUCCCAUGUUCACUGUUAACAUCUGUGAGGUAAUGGAAGUUGGGCACUUCUGGGGCUAUAAAAGUGAUGAGAAGAGUAUGCAGAUCCUGAUGAAACUGACAUCAGAUAUCAACUGUCAAGAGCUACAGCCUCUCUCUUCACCUCCAUACCCUAGCAUGCUUUGCUUAGCCCCAUUUAAAGAGAUGGAUUAUGUGGCUUAUUACAGAGCUAAAAUUAUUCAUGUUUCAGCAAACUCUGUUGAGGUGUUUUUUGUUGACUAUGGAAAUAUGUUGCUCACCAGAACUGAUUGUUUGAGACAAAUACCCUGUCACGUGCUUGAUCAUCCAUUUCAGGCUCAAGAGUUUCAGGUGUGUAAAAUCCGUCCCUCUGCAAAGUCCAUGAUCCUGGGAAACCAGUGGAGUGUUAGUGCCAGAAACAGAUUUAUUACACUGGUUAAGGGACAAACCCUGAUUGCUACCCUGUACUCAAUAGUACAUGACGUGAUGCGUGUUGACCUGUCCAUCAGCACAGACACUGGCGCAUGCAGCAGCAUCAGGGAAAUUCUAAUCAAGGAAGGUCAUGCUGAACAUGCGGAAGAGAGCUUUCUGUCAAAGCAAAGUAAUGAGAGCUUGAUGGCUGUUUAUGAGGAGCGUAACAGAGGGGAAGUAACUAAUAAUUCUGCAAGCAUGUCCAUGAAGCAAGAGAAGAGUCUUAUUAACAAACUCUUAGAGACGGUUCCCAAAGAUGGACCUAGCUCUUGCACUUCCACGGUUCUUUUACAUGGUCCUUUCAGUCCAUUUAGAAUUCAGCUUUCCAGCAUGAUUAGUGCAUCUCUUUACAAGUCUGUAAGAUUAGGAAAGGACAGCCUGAAUGCUACUGGCAUUAAUGAGUGUCCUGAAGACACACACCAGAGAAUGGUGGUUGCAGGAGCUGUAUCUAUAAACUUUCCAGGCUCACUACUCCUUGUGAAUGAGACAACAAUGAUGCCUUCCAUCCAUGGUUUACCAGCUCUGAUCUGCAUGCUGUUCACGCCGUUGAUGGAGCUCAGGACUAAUAUGGAGGGUACUUUAUUUACGGGUGCUCUUUGUGGACUGGGGUGGAACCAGAAGAAUAAUGAGCCAGUUUAUCCAGAUCAUGACAUUGAAGUGGUGUUUGAUGUGCAAUUUGAUGUUUCAGAUAUUGCAGAGAUUAACCAUCUACGCUGUGCAAUCAACAAGUUGGUUUGCGAUGGUCCAAAUGGCCUUUUACACAUGGGACCUCAAAGGAUCUCUCAUCUUCAGGAAAUGACAUGCACUGCACUGAUCAAUUUGUUUUCUAAACCCAGAAAAUCUGUGAUCCCUUACUAUUAUGAGAAGCAACAUAAAUGGAACGAGGUGGACCAGAGUAUUAAGAUGGAGCUUCCACAGAAGGAUGCUGUGCUGAAAGGAGGAAUAGUCUACCAGCUGCAUCCCCUCAUUCUACUGAAUUCCUAGAAUGGCAAAAGAUAGAAUUUACACUUAAUCUGUAUGUUGCACUUCAUGUUUUCUUUUGUUUAUUUUUAUGUUUGAGUUUGUUUGAUGUUCAUUUAAAA
Messenger RNA from Polypterus senegalus (gray bichir), 4197 nucleotides. RefSeq names its product tudor domain containing 9 (gene tdrd9). The transcript has 36 exons. The record is from RefSeq and is a predicted model, not a curated record. Bases 113 to 4099 code for a protein of 1328 amino acids. Lineage: Eukaryota; Metazoa; Chordata; Cladistia; Polypteriformes; Polypteridae. Gene Ontology annotation, molecular function: ATP binding; RNA binding. Gene Ontology annotation, cellular component: intracellular anatomical structure.